This is a messenger RNA of Mya arenaria, 2432 nucleotides long. RefSeq names its product receptor-type tyrosine-protein phosphatase epsilon-like. NCBI's taxonomy places the organism in Eukaryota, Metazoa, Mollusca, Bivalvia, Myida, Myidae. The record is from RefSeq and is a predicted model, not a curated record. The transcript has 17 exons. Gene Ontology annotation, biological process: protein dephosphorylation. Bases 1 to 1914 code for a protein of 637 amino acids. Gene Ontology annotation, molecular function: protein tyrosine phosphatase activity.
AUGGGGAAGGCUGCGUCCACGAUUGCCACUGUGCAACUGGAGAAAUGUGUGACGGUGUUACAGGUGAAUGUGCCUCACAGAAUUGUAAACGAGGGCGGACAGGAUCCUCUUGUAAUUUUCGUAAUUACACAUACGACGGACGCCGAUAAUCAUUACUAUGAGUUCGAAAAUUCCAUGCCUGGCAUUCCGAUAUACAAUAUUUGGGAUUAUAUCAGAGACAACAAGAAAAAAAGAUGCCAACACUUUUAUGACGAGUUUGCGAAGCUACCCACUGGACUGGUUCAUCAACACGAAGUAGCUGCAAGAGAAGAAUACAAAGGGAAGAACCGAUACAGGGAAAUGUACGCAUAUGACCACUCCCGCGUGCCGUUACAAAAGCAGAGGGAUGACGACUGUGAUUACAUUAAUGCGAGCUACAUAGACGGUAACGGUAAAGUCCGAAAGUUUAUCGCUUCUCAAGGUCCAACCAUAAACAUGAUCGACGAUUUCUGGCGAAUGGUCUGGCAAGAAAAUGCUGAAAAGAUUGUAAUGCUUACUAACCUGAUUGAAAUGGCGACGGUCAAGUGCCUUCAAUACUGGCCAGAAAUGGACCAAACCUGCUCAUUUGGAGGAAUCGACAUAUCUGUCACUGGUGUUGAAGAGUUAAGAGAUUUUGAAAUAAGAACACUAAUUGCUAAAAAGGCCCAGAGUAAAUCUAGGAGAAUUCAACAGUAUCAUUUUAAAGCUUGGCCAGACAAGUAUGUCCCUGACAAUGGAUGGUGCCUUGUAGAGUUUUUGAAUGCUGUCGAAACACAGUCGACAAAUGCACCAAUCAUAGUACACUGCAGUGCCGGUGUUGGUCGGACCGGCACGUUUAUUGCACUUGACAACCUCGUAGAUCAGGCAAGGACUGAAAAAUGUGUUAGACCGUUGCAAAUGGUUGAAGCUCUGAGGCGCCAACGAGUCAACAUGGUUCAGACAAAGGAUCAGUAUGUAUACCUGCACGAAGCGCUUGCCGAAGCUCUGCUGAUGGGCACUGAUCACGUCUGGCAUAGACAGUUUGAAGAGGUCCAUUCCUUCAUGAUGUCAACAGAACCGGAAGAGAAACAACCUAGGAUGGUUAAACAGUUUCAGUUGAUUGAACAAAGUCUUACAAAUGAAGCCCAGCAUGUGCAGGAUGGGCCAGAAUAUGGAAACAUGGAAACAAUUCUUUCAGAACUCGACGCAUAUCUCCCGAAAUUAAAGAAAAGAAAUUCAAAUUUUACACAACAGCUCGGCGCAAUCCUGUUACCAAGCUUUUCGGGAAAUAACACGUUCUUGUUGUGUAAAUCUCCAUCUGAAGAGCAGCUGGAAGAGUUUUGGUCUCUUGUUGAGGAGCAGCACGUGAUCACCGUCAUUAUGCUAACCUCUACUUUCAGUCGAGCACGUCAGACAUGUGUGUACAUGGGCGGAAAUGGAGAUGGGAAAGUUGGAAGAUAUUCCGUUAACUUCAUACACGAACGGAAAAACAAAACGUUCAAUGAAAGGAGCUUUUCGUUUCGGGACGACAACAAUGAGGACGAAGAUUAUCUAACAACAGUAAAACAGUUUCAAUUCACCGCUUGGACUGAAAACGAAACACUACCACCAAUGCAUAACAUGUUAGAAUGCCUCGAUGCUGUCAGAAAGUGGCAGCCACACCUAGCCGAAAACAGACCCGUUUUGAUUCACUGCGAGACGGGGCAUGAACGAAGUGGAUUGAUCGCAGUACUUCUAAAUGAGCUCCAUCGCAUGGAAAAGACACGAGGUCAGAUAAACAUCGUGGAGUCUGUAAAGACAAUGAAACAGAGAAACAGGGAGAUACUACCCAAUACUGUCCAGUAUAAAUUCAUUUACGAUUCACUUUUGGAGCAUGUCCAGAACUCAACUGAAUAUGAGAACAUCAAAAGUGCUUAAAUAUGACAAUGAUCCUGGUACUGUGGCGUGCUGUGCUAAAUUUUAAUUAUAUAAGCAGUUGACGUGUACAACAAGACACACACUUUUUACGCCAAAACCUGCAUUGUUUACUUGAACAUUUUUACAAUUUUACAAGUGUGUGUUGUUGUUGUUUCAAUAAUAAGAUUUUAUUGCAAAAAAAAAUCGUUAUUUUGAAAAGAUGGUAAAGCAAAUCAAAAUGCUAGUAAUAAGACAUACAACAUAAAUGUUUAUAGUGUGUAAUUAUGACGCAUAGUAUUUUUGUUUAUUUGUGUGUUGAAUUGAUUGCCUUAACAUAUGUUUGGUUAUCAUUUAGUGUAAUCAACGAAACCAUUAACGUUACUUGUUCAACGAAAGAAACAUAUGUUUGAUACAUUUAUAUUUGCUAUACUUAUAAUCCGAGGUAUUGUGUGUAUAUUGUUGUAUAAAAACGGGUUUUCUUUACGUUAACUACACAUGAAAGAUUGCAUCCUAAUUAUAUGUGUGAAAUACGUUAUUGG